This is a messenger RNA of Colossoma macropomum (tambaqui), 2040 nucleotides long. RefSeq names its product myozenin 1a (gene myoz1a). The coding region runs from base 261 to 1226 and encodes 321 amino acids. Lineage: Eukaryota; Metazoa; Chordata; Actinopteri; Characiformes; Serrasalmidae. The transcript is spliced from 6 exons. Gene Ontology annotation, molecular function: FATZ binding; telethonin binding; actin binding. Gene Ontology annotation, cellular component: actin cytoskeleton; Z disc. The record is from RefSeq and is a predicted model, not a curated record.
GAUAUCACCAUCAGCACUUCGUGCAGGGCAGAUUGAGAUCCCUCUCCACCCCCCACUUCUCUCACACCCACACCAAUUCUCCCUCCCCCCUCGAAGAUCUGCCGUCCAAGUCCCGACUGGAUUUUGCACUCCUUGGGAUCUUGGUCCAGCCACAGGUCAGAGGCACCCUGGGAUUUGUAAACUUUUGAUUAAAUCAGAAGCUUUUACCUCUUCCUCUUGAGAUCACUUCCUUAGAGGAGCCUUGAACCUGGUUUGGAAUCAUGCCUCUCUCUGGAACACCUGCCCCUCCCAACAAGAGGAAAAAAACAUCCAGAAUCAUCACUGACCUCUCCCAUGUCACUCAGAAUGAGUAUGAGUCAGAGCCUGAGGCCUCAGAGUUUGACUUGGGGACGAAGAUCCGAGCACCCAAGGACAUCAUGCUGGAGGAACUGUCCUUGAUGAAGAACAAAGGUUCCAAGAUGUUCAAAAUGAGGCAGCAGCGUGUGGAGAAGUUCAUCUAUGAGAAUAAUCCUGACCUCUUCAGCCCCGAGUCUAUGGAUAACCUCCAGAGGCUGGUGCCUAGCCUUGGGGGCCAGAUGAUGGAUGUUGGUGGCCGUCUGGUCAGUGUACAGAUGGUUGGCCAGGCUGGUGUUGGCGGGCAUGCACCUGUGCCCCCUCCCAAACCAGGAAGCUUGGGCAAGGGGGUAGGAUAUGGGAUAGCUGGAGGCGGAACAGCUACCGGAGGCGCAGCAGGGGCAGCAGGGGCAGCAGGGACAGCAGGGGCAGCAGGGGCAGGAGGAAUAGUUAUCGGAUUGGCAGUUGCCUCUCAGAGUGAGGACAGUGCUAAGGCUGCUUCAGAGAAGGCUAAAAAAAGAAAAGAAUAUGUGAAGACAUAUGUUUCCCCCUGGGAACGAGCCAUGAAGGGCAAUGAGGAGCUCAUGGCUACCAUGAAGCCGUAUAUGCCAGGUCCCUGUGUUCAUCGUGACCUGCCGAAAUACAAGACCUUCAACAGGUCCGCUAUGCCCUUUGGAGGCUUUGAGAAAGCUGCUCAGCUGAUGACCUUCCAGCUGCCGGACAUUGAUGUGGCAACGGAGGAACCUGAGCCUGCAGUGGUGUAUCAGCAUGACAUCAGCUCGCGACCCUCCUUCAACCGCACUCCCAUUGGCUGGGUGGGCAGUGGGGAACCAGGUAACAUUCACCUGGAGAUGGAAACCAUCCCAUUCGAUGGGGAGACCGAUGACCUGUGAAGAUUGAACCUCAUGAUCCCCCAACAACUCCUGCUUUAACCCCCUAUCCCAUCCCUUUACCACCCCCUCCUCUCUCUCUCUCUUUCUCCCUCUUUCUCUCUCUGUCUCUCACAAGCCUAUCCAUCAACACUCGUCUCACGGAUCAGCUUUAUAACAUGUAUAACACACUGUGUGUGAAAUAAGUAAUGAUCCAAAGUAGGCAGCAUUCUUUCAACAUACAUUUAUGAAACUAAAUGGAAGAACUGUGAGUAAAGUUAUCAUGAUUACAAUCAAGCAAUCCAGCAGGUGUACCACCAUUUCCUUAAUGUACACAUUUAACCUACACUGUCCCAAUGUGCCUUUUUUGUGCAACGUUCUGCUGUCCAACUGUGCGCUAAAGAAGAGAUUUAUGCAUGAAGUUGACUAAGAGAAUUCUACUGAAUGUGAGGAGAGUAAAGUUUUUUGUUUUGCUUUGUGUUUAUUCAGCAUGUUGAACUGUAGAGGUGGAUUGAUGAACACUUUUGGACAGUGAGCAGCGAAGUUAAUGUUGGUGAAUUACAUUGCCAGGAAAGGUAGCAUCUUCACUGAAAGUAGUUAAGUUACAGUAAUGUCCAUGCAGAUAAGAGUAGUUAGUUACUUUAAAAGUACUUUUAACUGUGCCUAGCUGAUCAGAGGGGUGCCUCACCUAACACAUGCUAUGGAUGAUUUACUGACCUGAUUUUGUUCAAUCUGUUUAAUCGUGCAACAUGCUGACCCAUUGUUGUUUGGCAUUUAAUAUAAUAAAUUACGAGAUAAGCUCUUGCAAACUCCACUAUCUGGGGUUGCAGUUAAAUAA